Molecule: messenger RNA, 1783 nt
Organism: Orbicella faveolata
Lineage: Eukaryota; Metazoa; Cnidaria; Anthozoa; Scleractinia; Merulinidae
Product: UDP-glucuronosyltransferase 1A5-like
Molecular function (GO): UDP-glycosyltransferase activity
Source: RefSeq, a predicted model, not a curated record
GCAAUCAGGCGUUAUUUUCCCUUGUUUUAACCGGCGAAGGUACAAGAAGAAAGCGUAGAGGGAAACUGAAGAUCGCAAGUUACAUGAUGUGCAUAAAUAUAAAUUGAUAUGAGAUGAAAUGUGGUUAUAGUUCAAUAAACGUGACGAUUUUGAAAGGGUUAACAAUUAACCAUUGUUCCACAAUAUAUCAGAACCUGUUUUAAGUGAACACUCUGCAAGUGGGGGUCAUCGCUACCAUAGUCCAAAUUGCGUGACGGGAACACAAAUAGGGGGAAUGGCGGCUCUCUCGCUGCUUACGUUGUUACUAGUCGUUAACUCAGCUUGGUCCGCCCGGAUUGCUGGCUUCCUUACCAUUGGAGGGUCACAGUACAUGAACAUGAGGCUUACAAUGGAAGAACUGGCUUCUCGCGGCCAUGAGGUUGUACUGGUUGUGCCGUCAACCCAGAAAGUCAAACCCAGUGAGAGAGUGCCACACAAGAUUUACCAAGUGCCUUGUACACCUGACUUCUUGGAUGAAAUGAUACGACUUGAACUUGAGGGGAACAAAGUACAAUUGAUGCUGAAAGCAAGUGAGGUGAUGCCUACCAUGUGUGAAGGUCUAUUAAACAGCACAGAAGUUUUUGAAGAACUGCAAGACUUUGACCUUUUAGUUCACGACACUGCUGCAUUCGGCGCUGUAUCACUUGGUGAACACCUUGGUAUUCCAAGAGUGGAGAUUAUGCCUCUUCCUCCAAACAACCUAUUUGCUUCGUAUUUUCACGCGAUGCCCUUCCCUGUCUCUUAUGUUUCAGAACUAAUUACGGAAUUUUCUGACAAAAUGACUUUUGUGGAACGUGCCAUCAAUUUUGGAGUGUACCUUGGUGUAAAUCUGUUCGUCCAUUUUGCAAUCGAUAGACCAAUGAAUGCUCUGAAAGUCAAGUACAACAUCAAACCUGAGAGAAGCUACCUGCAGGCUGCUCGCGAUACUGAACUGGUUAUAAUUACAGCAGAUUUUGCUUUGGAGUAUCCUCAACCUCUAUUACCAGGCAAUGUUAUGGUUGGACCACUGAGUGUCAGAGAUGGUAGACCCCUCCCUCCGGAAUUAGAGAAAUUUGUCAGCAAUUCAGGGGGCCAUGGCUUUAUUAUUGUUUCCUUUGGAUCAAACGUGGCUUCAAUUCUUUCACGAAAGGUGGUAGACAUGCUAGCUGUAGCAUUUGGAAAGCUGAAACAGAAAGUUGUGUGGAGGCUCAAAGGCUACAUUCCUUCCUUCCUUGGUGCAAACAUCAAAAUAGUGGACUGGUUACCUCAGAAUGAUAUACUGGCUCACAAGGACAUCAAAGCUUUUGUCUCCCAUGUUGGACACAACAGUCUUUAUGAAUCAGCAUACCAUGGAGUUCCAUUAGUAACUUUCCCUCUGUUUGGAGACCAGCAUAGUAAUGCCAAGAAAGCAGCGCAUUUUGGCCUUGGUUUAGCAGUGGAUCAUAAAACCAGUAAUGCCCAGCAACUGUUUGAAACAAUCGAGCGUGUUAUUACUGAACCAAGAUUCAAAUCAAAGGCAAUGCAUAUCUCUGGCCUGUUAAAGGAUCGCCGACGAACACCGCUUCAAGAAACCUGUGACUGGAUAGAGUAUGUUCUCAGACACGGUGGAGCCCGGCACUUCAGACCUCAAGUGCUCGACAUCCCUUGGUAUCAGUAUUACUUACUUGACGUCAUCACUUUUAUUGUCGCUAUAGCUACCAUGGUUAUCGUGGUGAUAAGAUUAGCUUGUAGAUGUCUGAGUCGUGUCUUUGUUUUACGGUUGUAA